UCCGCCCGAACGCCAGACACGCAUAAUAUGGCCCUCAGAACGCCCGCAACAGCUCUUAGAGCACCUUUCACCCCCAUACGCUGCAUGUCCUCAGCAGCCCGUCCAUCCGCUGUCUCGAAAAAUACCUCUUCCCCUCAACCGUCAGCCCCGCGAGUCUACACUGCUCGAAAAACGUUCCUCUGGAACUUGUACAACCAAGUCUUAACGAAAUCAUCCCUUGUUCUGGUUUUCGACCAUGCAAACAUAUCUGCGGCUGAAUGGUCCAAACUAAGGCGUGCUGUUGGGUCAAUCAAGAGGCCGAUUGUCCCUUACAACCCCAGGCUGCCUAAGGAGGAGCAAUUGGAAAGAGCAGAAAUCGAACCAGCGCAGUUGAUGGUCGUACGAUCCGGUGUGCUCGUCGCGACAUCCAAAGCUUGCUCGUCCCCCAUCACUCCUCAUAUCACAGGCCAGCGGGCUGUUCUUACCUGCUCCACUCUCUCCCCCACAUAUCUCAACAAAAUCCUUACCGCUCUCUCUAGAACGGUCAAAUCUAUCAAGCGAGAGAACUCUGCCAUUCAACCGACUUUGGAACUUGUGGCGGGUUUAGUGGAGGGCGGGAAGGUGAUGGGUCAGAAGGAGUUGGAGGAGUUGGGCAAGGUGCCGGAACUUGAUACGUUGCGAGCGCAGUUGGUUGGUCUUUUGGAGGGACAAGGAAGGAGUCUUGUGGGCGUUUUGAACCAGGCGGCUGGUGGAAGCUUAGUCAGGACGUUGCAAGGAUUGGAGAACGAUCUGAAGGAGAAAGAAGGAUCUGCAUGAGGAGGGGCAUGACACAUGCGGCAUUGUGGGGACAGCAGAAAAUGCAUCUAUACACC
Molecule: messenger RNA, 851 nt
Organism: Cryptococcus deneoformans JEC21
Lineage: Eukaryota; Fungi; Basidiomycota; Tremellomycetes; Tremellales; Cryptococcaceae
Exons: 1
Coding region: 28-795 (255 amino acids)
Biological process (GO): translation
Cellular component (GO): mitochondrial large ribosomal subunit
Molecular function (GO): structural constituent of ribosome
Source: RefSeq, a predicted model, not a curated record